Messenger RNA from Pangasianodon hypophthalmus (striped catfish), 2565 nucleotides. RefSeq names its product FAD-dependent oxidoreductase domain containing 1 (gene foxred1). The transcript has 11 exons. Lineage: Eukaryota; Metazoa; Chordata; Actinopteri; Siluriformes; Pangasiidae. Gene Ontology annotation, molecular function: oxidoreductase activity. Bases 632 to 2134 code for a protein of 500 amino acids. Gene Ontology annotation, cellular component: cytoplasm. The record is from RefSeq and is a predicted model, not a curated record.
CAUUAUAAAAAUUUAAUCUCCGUGAUUAGAAUUUGCAAAUAAAUAUAAUUAAAUCCUCCUCAGCAUUGGCCUGGAGUCCAUUUUGGCAAACAGCUGAAGGAGGGGCGUCUGGACCAAUCAGAGCUCGCCAUCUCAUCCGGGCACUUUAGCUGUACAAACUAUAGCUAGCUAAUGAAAAUGGACGACGACUUGUUAUAUAAUCAAAAAGCUUUCGGGUUUAAUCAUUUUUUGGGGGGUAAAACAAUUUUUUUAGGGUCACCAUGUCGUACUGAUUUGCUACACGCUACGCUGGCUGGUCUGAGAGCGGGUGCUCAUGGGAUAUGUAGUUUUUAGUGAUGAGCAAGAGACAGCGAAAUGAAACUAAUACAGCAUAAAAUGCCGUUACAAACGCUGUCAGUUGCAGGUAAUGGUUUCCAUGUGCAAUUCAAGAGUCUACUACUAAAAGCUAAGUUUUUAGCUGAAAUCAAAUCAGUUGUGAAAUUCACUUCCGGGAGCAGCGUGGCGUGGUGCGUCGUGACGUACGCGUUCAGGGGCGGAGUCACGUCAGCACGUCAGCACGUCGUCUGCAGCCCGUCAGCGUGCAGAGAGUCAGUUGAAGAUCGUCGCAGGCGGAGAUCAGCUCGGCUCAGAGAUGUCCAGCUGCUAUAAACUCCUGCUCCAUGGCCGCAGGUACCGAGCGCUCGCUUUAUUAACCAGUAACCGCUGCAGCAGUCGGAGCCUGAGCACAGGCAGAGCCGUGCAGAAAGACAUCAUCCAGGAUCUGGAGAACCAGUUUAAAGCGUUUCGUGAUAAAGUGACGGCGGCGAUGCCCGGCAGUGACUGGAGCCCGAUCGAGCUGACCCGCGGCCUUCCUCCUGAGCGCGCCGACAUCGUGAUCGUCGGAGGAGGAGUGAUUGGCUGGUCCAUCGCUUACUGGCUGAAGAGGAGACUGAUGUCUCGGGACGCGCUGAGGGUGGUGGUGGUGGAGAAGGAUCCUACUUACAGCCAGGCCUCCACGGUUCUCUCAGCAGGAGGCAUUCGGCAGCAGUUCUCGCUGAAGGAGAACAUCCAGCUCUCUAUGGCCUCCGCUAACUUCAUGAAGAACAUUAAUGAACAUCUCGGCGUGCUGAAUGAGGAUCCCAUCGACCUGCAGUUUAAUCACUCAGGUUAUCUUUUCCUGGCCAGUGAAGCAUCGGCGCACAUUAUGGAGGAGAACUACGCCAUUCAAAAAGAACUCGGGGCUGAAGUCACCCUGCUGUCACCUACACAGCUGAAGGAGAGAUUUCCCUGUCUGAACACAGACGGCGUCGCGCUGGCCUCUCUUGGACUCGAGAACGAAGGCUGGUUCGACCCUUGGACCCUCCUGAACGCGUUCAGACGCAAAGCCAUGUCUAUGGGAGUGUAUCAGUGCUUCGGAGAAGUCACAGGAUUUAGAUGCUGGACACAAAAUGCAGAAACCAUGGAUGGAGACCUUCUGAACAUAAAAAGGAUCAAAUACGUUAAUGUGAAGAUGCCUAACAGUUUGGAGUACCAGCCUGUGGAGUGUGCUGUCGUAGUGAACGCGGCCGGUGCCAGUUCGGGGAAAAUCGCCGACAUGGUUGGCAUCGGACACGGCCCAGAAACCAGCAUGGCAGCCAUCCCAUUUCCUGUGGAACCCAGAAAGAGGUAUAUUUAUGUGGUGCAUUGUCCUGAUGGUCCGGGCCUGGAGUGUCCGUUUCUGAUCGACUACUCGGGAGUUUAUCUGCGGCGAGAAGGCCUGGGAGGAAAUUACAUCACGGGGAAGUCGCCGGAGGAGAGCGAGGAACCGGACUGCAGUAACCUGGAUGUGGACCAUGAGUUUUUUCAGGAGAAAGUCUGGCCACUUCUGGCACAUCGAGUUCCUGCUUUUGAGAGUCUGAAGGUGACAGGAGCAUGGGCGGGGUUUUACGACUACAACACGUUCGACCAGAACGGCAUCGUGGGUCUGCACCCGCUGGUCAACAACAUGUACUUCGCAACGGGUUUCAGCGGACACGGGCUGCAGCAGUCUCCCGCCGUGGGCCGCGCCGUGGCCGAGCUCAUCCUGGACGGAGGGUUUAAGACCAUCGACCUGAGCGCCUUCGACGUCAAGCGCAUCCUCUGCCAGGAGCCCAUGCUGGAGAGGAACAUCGUGUGAGCACGGAGAAGGAGAAUCAGAAUCUUUAAUAUGUUAAUACCCGUGACGGGAAUCUGACCUGACAGCUGCUCACAUCGACACCAUGUGGAAAAGAAAUCAAAUUAAUAACCAGGAACUUUGAAAUGAGUGCUGUAAUGAGAUCGAUAAAUAAUCAGGGUAUUGUGUACCAAAGCUGCAGCCUGCGUUAAACACAGAAAUCCUCAGAGAUCAUGUACAGGGCAAAAAAAAAAUCAAACCCAGCUUUUUUUUUUUUCUUUUUCUUUUUCUUUAAAGCAGGAUACCCAUGUAGGCUUCACGGUCCUGCAUUUCCCAUAAUCCUGUGCGUCAGCAACCCUGCUGUUGUUGCAUGACCUCGGCACUUUUAACCAGUUUUAUUUUUCUAUUCAUCUUUAUUUUUCUAUUCUUAUUCUUUCUUUCUUUCUUUUUUUUUU